AUGAUAAACACAAUAAAAUCAUCAACUAUUGUUGAACAUGGUCAACAAAAAGCAAAACCAGCUCGUGUUUUUCUAAAAAAAUUUCUUAAUGAUUGGUCAUUGAAUUUUGCAUCAAUGCUUGCAUAUCAUUUAUUAAUUUCUCUUCUUCCCAUGGCUGUAGCAUUAUUUGGAAUAUUAGGUUUAGUUUUAAGAAAUAAUCCUGAUGCACAACAAGAAAUUAAAGAUAAAAUCAUUAGUUCAUUUUCAAUCGAGAAUACUACAAAUAACGGUAUCAAACAAGUAGUGGAUUUGGCUUUUAAUCAAUUGUCAAAAGAAGCUGGUAUAAUUUUCGCUAUUGGUUUAAUAUUUGCAUUGUUUGGUUCAUCUCGAUUAUUUGUUACUAUUGAUAAAUGUAUGACUAUUAUAUAUCGAGUACCACAACGAACAUUUAUUCAUGAAAAUGUGUUAGCUUUUGCAGCAGUUUUUGUUUUCAUUAUAAUUAUUCCACUAAUGCUUGCAUUUAGUUCUGCUCCAUCUAUAUUGAUGAGUAUAAUACUAGGUAAUGGUAGUCGUUUUGGAACAUUUGUUGCUGGAAUUAUAUUUUCAUUACUUUUCGCAUUUAUUUUACUUGAACUUAUAUAUUUAUAUAUUCCAAAUAGAACAAUGUCAUUUAAAGCUACAUGGUGUGGAGCAUUAAUUGCUGCUUCUACACUUGAAAUAUUUAUCAUUUUAUUUCCAUUGUAUGUACGAGCAUUUAUGGGAAAUUAUACAGGUCAACUUGGUUUUAUUGUUAUUCUUCUUCUAUUUUUUUACUAUUUUGCUAUAAUAAUCAUUUUGGGUGCUCAAAUAAAUGCUUUCUUUUUUGACAAUUAUCAACCUUUACUUGAUGGAUUAGGAACAUAUUUAAGUGAAAUGCACACAGAAUAUGGUGUUGACCAUCCAAAAAGACCAUUAUGUGAAGAAAAUACUGAAACAAGAUCAUACAGCAGUUGA
Messenger RNA from Rotaria sp. Silwood2, 972 nucleotides. Lineage: Eukaryota; Metazoa; Rotifera; Eurotatoria; Philodinida; Philodinidae. The record is from the annotation of a GenBank genome assembly.